AAUUAAAUUUAAGAAGAAUUUAAAAAUUAUCGAGACUAACGAAAAAUAAAUAAAAGGUAGUGCUUGUGGAUAUAUAAAGGAACCAGCUAUAUACACACAUAUCUAAUAAACCGCUUAAAAUAAUAAUUUAUAAGUGUACCAUUAUUAAAGAAACGGACGUGUCGUGUAGCUAUAAAAGAAAUUAAAAAAGAAAGCAAAGCUGAAUAGUGAAUCAAAGUUUUUUUUUUUAUAAGUGUGAGAAUAUAUAAAAAGUAUAGCACAAUGAAAAUGAAAUUAGGCAUUACUUGGUGUUAUUUAUUAUUCAUGUUAAUUAAUCACAAAAAUAGUUAUUAUGUUAGUGCAAAGAGUGUAGAGACACAAAAUCUCGCCAGCUGUCAAGAGCAUGUUGGUGAAUUUUUCAAGUCCUUCCUCAACAUCACAAUCGAGCCGUCUGAGAAAGUCGGUGAUAUUUGUGGUGGUCAUUGUUGUUCAUCACAAACUGAAGUUGACGUACUGAAAAAGUCUAUCAAAACAUUUGAGGGACUAAUUAAGCAUCAACUUAAAAACCUUAAAGGUUUAUGGGAAUCAACUUAUAAAGUUUAUAAAGAUCAUGUGUUGGACUUGUCACGUCAGUCAGAAAACAAAACGCUUAUUUUAUUUUCGACAGUAUAUAGGCGAAUGUCGCCACUUUCGCGUACACCAAUAUUGGAGCUGUACAAAAGUAUACGAAGCUACAUUUCAUCACAUAAGCCAUUGAGCCACGAUAGCGGCGGUAAUGAUGAACUCGAAGCUGUUAUCGAAAAGUUCUUUCGAAAUCUUUUUCCACUUGCAUAUCAUCAUGCUGUUCAUUCUCAAAAUGUCGUACCAUCAAUACCGGGAAGCAGCGGUGGUGAGGAGGAAGCAGCAAUAUCAUCAACAGCAACAUCUCCCGAUAUGGCACCACGAGACUUUCAUAUAGAUUAUAAAAAUUGUUUAACAAGUUCUUAUGAGAUUCUUCGGCCGUUUGGCGAUAUUCCUGACAGUAUAAGUAGAUCAUUAGUACAAAGUGUUAGUUCAGCAAGUGUAUUGUUGAGAGCACUUCAACGAGGCACUGAAGUGCUGAGUGAAAUUGAAAACUUACCAAUUGAAUCUUCAUUGAGUAUGAAAUGUCAGCAUGCACUUUUAAAGAUGAACUAUUGUUCUGCCUGUAAGGGACACAACUAUCAUCAUUUAAAACCAUGCUACGGUUAUUGCUCCAAUGUUAUGAGAGGUUGUCUAACACAACUCAUGGGUGGCAUAGAUACUGAUUGGGCAUCUUUUUCGGAAGCCAUUGAACGCUUAAUGACACUGGUCAGAAAUAAGGACGGCAUCGAGUCAGUUAUUAAGAAUCUUGAUGGAAAACUAUCAGAAGCUAUUAUGCAUGCGAUGACCAACGGACCGGAUUUGGAGAAAAAGGUUCAUAAAUCAUGUGGACAACCGUCAAUACGACAUACUGACAAGAUGACAUCGUCACAAGAGCGACUAGAUGAGAACAGUGAGAGAGCACCGUCAUUAGAGGGAAAACAAGGUCAUCAUAGUGGAAAUGGAAAUAAAUGGUCACCUCCACCCGAUACAGAAAUGCUGCAAUUUUUAGCACUUUUAGAUCGAUCAAAGUCAUUUUCUUUGCAAAUUGCAAACAGCUAUUGCGAGGAUGAUCGUUAUCAGAAGCAAGAUAAAAAUUGUUGGACUGGUGAACAUUUGGGCGAUUAUACCCACAAAGUCAUGGAUAUGCAUUCACAAAAGUACAAUCCAGAAGUGCCAACGCUGCAAAGCGAUAUCGAGAACAACCACAGCAGACUCCAUAAAAUUAAUGAUCAGCUAAUCACGAUGAAAAAUAUUGUGAAUAAGCAGAUGACUCAUUUGUCAAGAUCAGACACUGAUAAGAUGUUCUCUGACAUGGCCGAGCACGGAUCGGCAGAUGACGAUGAAUAUCAUCAGCACCAAUAUGAUGACGAUGAAGACUACGAAGAAAUGUCCGGAUCUGGAGAUUAUCAAGAUCCAAAUCCACAAACACCAAAAGUCCUCAUCGACGAUGCAACUAUACCAGCAACAAAUCCAAAGACUACUCCAGCCGGCAGCAGUGCAACCAGGCUGAGAAUCUCGUUUAUGUUAUCAAAUCUAGUUUUAUCCUCAUUCAUUGUGAUUUUGUUUAACAAAUAUUAAGAAAAAAAAAGAAUGAAAAAAAAAGUGAAAUGGAAGAAGAAAUUUUUUUUAAAAAAAAACGCAAAAUUAUGUUGUUGAACGUUGCUACAGAUUAAAUAUACUAUGAUAAUUGAUGAGAUAAUUAUGAAGUGGAAUGAAAUCAAAGAAGGAACGGAUCGAGAGAGAGAGAGAAGCCUUACGAAUUAAUUUUCUUCAUCCUAAACUUUUAUUUUCUAUUGCUGAUGUUGCUGUUGCUAAAUGAAAUAAAAUUUCCUUUGGACUGAGUGAAUGUUGGGUGUGAGACAGCGAGAAAGGUUAUGAGAGCUUUACAAGAGGAUGAAAUGAAGGAGGUAAACUGAUUAUUGUUUUAUAUCAUAAACGAGCAAUUUCUUCUUUCACUCACAAGUGAUGAUGAAACAUGAAAAAUGUUAAAAACUGAUUACUUUCUUAAUUACCUGCCAAAAUGCUUUAUGAAAUUGAAAAAGUAAGUCGUACGAGAGAAAGAAAGAUAGAUAUAAAAGAGGAUUAUUUAUCAUUAACGAAAAUAUAUUGAAAUACGCAAGUCAGCAUCAAACGAAAUCUGUUCAUUUUACUUUUAUGUACAAAAAAAAACUACACAACUAGGAAUAAGAAAUUAUUUAAAAGGUGAGACAACAUCCAUACACAAAGCAAAAAGUCAUUCGAAUGUAUUUUAUAUGAAACUAAUUAAAUUAAUUUACGAUCAUGAAUGAAAAAAAUAUAUUAUAUCGCCAUAAUAAUUAAUAGCUCAACAAUCAAUAGAUUAAUUAAAAUCAAUACUAAUUUACCAUAUAAAGAAAAGAGAAUUGCUACUGCUUAAUUGAAAUCCAUGAACCGCUAAUUACAAGUAAUUUAAGUCAGUAAAUCUUAUAAAUUUAAAUUUAUAGAAAAGAGAAGUACCGUCAAAGUUAAGUAACAUUUAUAAAAACUCACGAAAAACAGAUCAUUUUUUAUUUGUUUUCUACACUUUUUCUCCUUCGCGGGGCAUCU
Messenger RNA from Chironomus riparius, 3147 nucleotides. NCBI's taxonomy places the organism in Eukaryota, Metazoa, Arthropoda, Insecta, Diptera, Chironomidae. The record is from the annotation of a GenBank genome assembly.